Molecule: messenger RNA, 3228 nt
Organism: Nerophis lumbriciformis (worm pipefish)
Lineage: Eukaryota; Metazoa; Chordata; Actinopteri; Syngnathiformes; Syngnathidae
Source: RefSeq, a predicted model, not a curated record
AUGCCAAUUUCCCAGGACAAUGCCCUCAGCAUCCUUUCACUUCUCAAGGAGUGGCUUGGAGCUCAUGCCGACAGAUCUCACCAGAAGGAUGUCUUGAAUCUGGAAACUUGCGUCAUCAAGGCCUGUGACCAGAAUGGGGAUACAGAACAAGGAUGCAGUAGCAGUAACAUUAAGAAACAUGUGGAGAACUUAUCCCUGUGUCUGUCCGCCAUUCAGAAACUAGUUGAAUACAUAAAGUUCAACUUCAUAGAGGAUUACGAAGCUUCAUCAGCCGAGCUGUCAUCCUACAACGAAGGCACAGAUGUUGAGGUUCAUGCUAUUUCAAUCCAGAAAAAUGAAGGUGACCCAUCAGAUUUUGGUCUUAGCUUUGGAAACAUCCCAAUUUUUGGAGAUCCUGAUGGAAGAAAAAAAGGUGGACCAAGGAGGAGAAGAGACCAGAGUCCCAUCAUGCAUGUGGGAUGCAUUUGGGUGACUGAAGUGAGAAAGGGAAGCCCAGCAGCAUGCUGUGGCAAAAUUAAACUGAGAGAUGAACUGUUAUCACUGAAUGGACAACUCAUGGUGGGAGUGGAUGUCAGUGGAGCCAGUUAUUUGGCUGAUCAGUGCUGGAAUGGAGGCUAUAUUUACCUUGUUCUGUUGCGGCGUGUAAAGCGAAAAGCUCCUCUCCCUCCCCAUGAUGUUGAUGGCUGCUCAAGUUCUUCCAUCAGUUAUGACUGCUGUGAUGACCAGCCACUUUGUAUACCUCCCACUGACUCCUCUGACAGUUCAGUAACGUGCAAACGGACACGCAAAUUUGGUGUCAUUUCACGGUCACCCUGCAAAAGAGAUGCCAACAGCGAUACUGACUCUGAAUUUCAGAGUUAUUGUAGUGACUUGAGCUCUAGCUUUGCAGAUGGAAUCUGCCCCUCAAAGGAAAAAACAAAACAUAUCUUCUCCACACGAAUGCCUACAGAGGAAGGUCAUGGCACCUUGCCUCAUUUCAAAGUUAAGCACCACCAACGCCGCAAUGGAGGAACCGCUACGCUGCCUUUAAGGAGUCACAGUCAAGUGUUGGAAAGCAAAAAAGAUUCUUUCUGCAGCCUACUCCCCAAUCAGCCAAAAGAGGGCUGCCACAUCUGGAAAAUGCACCUGGUUAAAGGUCAAGAGGGUCUGGGCAUACAGAUAACUGGGGGGCGCGGUUCUAAGCGCUCUCCUCAUGGUAUUAACAUCGCUCGUAUUGAGGAGGGAGGAACAAUUCACAGGGAUGGCCGUCUUCAAGCUGGUGAUGAGUUACUUAUGAUUAAUGGUCAGUCACUAGUGGGCCUUACUCAUCAAGAGGCUGUUAGCAUCCUCCGCGCUUCCACUGGUCUUGUCCAGCUCGUCGUUGCCAGCCGGGAGGAAUCUGAUGUAGGUUUCCAACAGCAUCCAUCCACAAGUUUGCCCGAUCUGUUGACCAACCUGGAGAAACUAGAGGACACAUACCAGAAAGAGGCAGUCAGAGGAUCUUGUUGCAGUCCUGCAGCCACAAAGCUUUGCAGUCAAUCGCAGGGCGGAAGUUGCCGCUUGGAGUCAGUUGGUGAAGACGAUGAGCUCUCUGUGGAGAACGGUGUAAGCCGUUGCGACGUUGUGGAGAAGGCCUCAAAGCCAGGCAGACGUAAACACUCUUUACCACAACAGCUAGAUGCUGCUGGAGAAAGACAGGAAUAUCAGAUCAUUAAGAAAUCAGCACGUUCGUUAAGCACCGUUCAAGUGGAAUCACCAUGGCGACUUGCACAGCCAUCAAUUAUCUCCAGCAUAGUACUGAUGAAAGGCCAGGGGAAGGGUCUAGGAUUCAGUAUUGUUGGUGGUCAGGAUUCAGCUCGUGGUCAAAUGGGAAUUUUUGUGAAGACAAUUUUCUCCCAUGGUGCUGCAGCUGCUGAUGGACGCCUAAAAGAGGGAGAUGAGAUCCUAGAGGUAAACGGAGAGUCUCUCCAAGGACUGACACAUCAACAAGCCAUCCAGGCUUUCAAGCAACUCAAAAAAGGUGUUGUGACGCUGACAAUUCGAACUCGCCUGCGGAGCCCUAGUCUUACACCCUGUGCAACCCCAAGUGUGCGGAGCCGGUCCAGCUCACCUAACUCUAACACCAGUGAGGGAACACCGGUUCCCUUUGGAGCUGAUGAGACUGAUAGUCAAAGGAGUUCCGGUCCUGGUCCAAAAGACUGCAUCAUCAUGGAGGUCACACUUGAUAAAGAGCCUGGUGUUGGCCUGGGGAUUGGAGUUUGUUUUCUCACCCCAGAAAACUCUGCUCCUGGCAUCUACAUCCAUAGCCUUGCACUGGGAUCUGUUGCCAAAAUGGAUGGCAGGCUGAGCCGGGGAGAUCAGAUACUGGAGGUGGAUUCAGUCAGUCUUCGUUUUGCUGCUCUCAGUGAAGCUUAUGCCAUUCUCAGUGAAUGCGGCCCUGGACCUGUCAGUCUCAUUAUUAGCCGGCACCCUAAUCCAAAAGUAUCAGAGCAAGAGAUGGAUCAUUUCAUAGCUCAAUCCACACACAAGGGCAAAAUGCACAAGAGGCAUUCGUCUCAUUCCCAAGGUUUGAUACCGUAACCUAAAUGCGUUUCCUGUAAAAGCGAUGGAUCUCCUGCUCUUAGCUGGACCAUGAAGAGAUUUCUUGAGCCGGCAAGUAGGGGGUCUCUAAGCUCAGAAAAAGAGUUAUCACAGUACUUCUCGUCAGAUGUCUCCAGCCAAUCGAACCUGACUAAAUCAUUGGGCUCAAAUAUGGACGAGGCACACUAUCAAAGCAGUAACAUCCCUGUGGAUGAUGUAGCAUCACAGCUUCCAGGAACCCCUACUUCUGGAGCUGAAUUGGAAUGUGACACUCUGUACAAUGCAUUACAAGACAAGACCUAUGUCCUAUCCAGUCAUUCCAAGAAUGCAGUCAACUUGCCCACUGUUGUGUCUGAUCCCACCUCAGCACAAAGCCCACUUCUCCAUCAGCGAGGAGUAAUUCAUAAUGAAGAUAAGAUAGGAAAACAUGAGGACUCGUCAACAGGCGUUGCUGCAUUAUCACUGGAUGGAGAUGAAGAUGUCACCAACAUUGAUGAUAUUAUAUCAGAAAUGAUCCUUCUUAGUGAUUCUGCACAUUCCACCUGCAGCACCACACCUCAAGAAAGCGUACCUGACAAAGAUGACUCUCAGAAUUACGCCCAGAAACUCUUAAUGCUGAGGGGAAACACUCCGAAGGACUUCAAGACAACAAUUCCAAUGAUGACUUGA